CGCUUUCUGUCCGAGUUGUGGCUGCCGAGGUAACUCGGGACGGGCCAACCGUGUAUCGGCUGCGAGUCUCGGACGUCGACUGCCUGACGGGCAUCCCGUCGUCAUGGCACAUCCAUCGACGCUUCUCCGAGCUGCUUGCUCUGCACUCUGCUCUGAACAAGAUGCUCACGCUCGAUCACCGAUCGCUCCUCCCGGUCUUUCCUCCCAAGCGCUACUUUCGCAACAAGGCCGCGGCCUUUAUCGCCACCAGAUCUCGCGCACUCCAGACAUACUUUGACGAGCUGACCGCCUCGCCGCUGCUUGCUUCGCUCGGUUUUCUGCGCUGGGCGCUCCAGCCGCCGCCCUCCCUUCGCUCGCUCCUUGCUCACAUCAAAGUGGCGAGUGAUCCUACUGUCAAGGCCUUUGAUGGCCUGCUCGCUAGCGUGGAUGCCCGGAUUCGCUCGCUCGACGCCGGCCUGGCUCGUGGUGGCCUGGCAUGGUGCGAGGUUGUAUGGGCUGGUUAUGGCGAGCCGCUAGCAAAAGCUGGCAUCGACGAGCUGCUGGCGGCGGCGCGCGCCAUUCCGUAUCCCAUCCGCUCGUCGGGUGCAGAGACUCAGGUGCUCGCUCGGGCACGGAUUAUUGAGCUGCUUCACGAUGGGCUCGACGAGGACAGCGACGCCGCCGGCGACGAGCACCCGCAUCUCGCUGCCAUGCUUGACGCCGACUUGCCGCGGACGCUCCGCGGUGCGCGCUGGCUGCACACGCCGCAGGCGCGAGCGUUGCAUCGUGGUUUGAUUGAGCGGUAUGUGAAGACCCGCCCUGACGACGGGUACUCGCAAGCCCUGGCCAUGCCUGUGGCGGCUAUCAUGUUUGUGGCACUCGAUGGGAGGGUGCUUGGUCCGCACUCGCUUGACAGCAGCGAGGCGACAUGCUGUGUGGCGAAUGCGCUUGCACCUGCUGUGGUGGCCGAGCUGGACCUUGUAGUUGGUCAUGUCCUAGAUCGGCUGGCCGCGUUUCGCCAGGCGUCGAUGGUGGUGACCGAGCGUGUCACCGCGCGUGUCGUCGCGUCCGGACCUGGCGCUGCGGUUGCGAGUGCACUCGAGGCCGCUGGCCUCGACCUGGUUGUCCUCCUCCCACGGUGGCUCAAGCUGAUGUGGCUCGACGAGCUGCCAGGCUUGGCAACGCUAGCGCUUCUGGACGCGGUCAUCACUGCCGACACGGAUGACGAUGCGUGCGAGCUGGUCGAGGCCGCAUGCGUGGCGCUCAUUCUCUUCCUCCACCACCAGCAGGUAUUUGAAGAUCCGGCUUUGAUCUUCCGACUCUGCAAGUCGGUAAGCCCAUGGGCUGGUGAUCCAGCUGCCGCUAAUCCAACCUGGCUGGUUGAUGGCGCCGCCGCUGUUAGCCUUGCUGCGCCUGCUACCAACAGGUGA
Molecule: messenger RNA, 1409 nt
Organism: Thecamonas trahens ATCC 50062
Lineage: Eukaryota; Apusomonadida; Apusomonadidae
Exons: 2
Coding region: 162-1409 (415 amino acids)
Molecular function (GO): phosphatidylinositol binding
Source: RefSeq, a predicted model, not a curated record